Coniophora puteana RWD-64-598 SS2 is the source of this 2250-nucleotide messenger RNA. RefSeq names its product WD40 repeat-like protein. The record is from RefSeq and is a predicted model, not a curated record. Gene Ontology annotation, biological process: microtubule organizing center organization; nuclear migration; establishment of mitotic spindle orientation. NCBI's taxonomy places the organism in Eukaryota, Fungi, Basidiomycota, Agaricomycetes, Boletales, Coniophoraceae. Gene Ontology annotation, molecular function: dynein complex binding; microtubule plus-end binding. The transcript has 9 exons. Bases 1 to 2037 code for a protein of 678 amino acids. Gene Ontology annotation, cellular component: nuclear envelope; cytoplasmic microtubule; microtubule associated complex.
AUGGCUUCCUCCACCAUAUACAACCAUAGGAGUCUCCAGCCUACCGCUCCCCCUGCUCAGGGGCCUGGCCAGCACACCCAUGCCCGUCUCAACGAGGCAUUCGACUCCAUCCGCCAGGACUUUGACACCCUCACCGCCGAUAUCAAUCACCUCCGUAACCAGCGGGACGAGUACGAGUCCAAAGUCGCCUCGCAGAUCAACGAACUCAACAUCGUCCGUCAGAGCCUAUACGAGCUCGAAUCCCAGCACGGCAAGAUCCGCCAGCAGUACGAGGAAGAGGUCCAGCGUCUCCGCGCCGAGCUCCAUGCGUCCCGCCAGAACCUCGGCAUCAACGCGCCCCCGCCCCCGCACGCUGGGCUGCCCCCUGCUGGCCCCGCUACCGCCGGUCCGCCUGGUCCUCCUGUGGCUGUACCGGGCGCUCCGCCUGGGGCGGGCCCGGGCGUCUUUGCGGAUUCGUAUUACUCGCGGGACCGCGACCGUGACCGUGAACGGGAGAGGGAACGCGAGAGGGAGAGGGACAAGGAGCGCGAAAGGGAUAUGCGUGAGCGUGAUAGAGAGCGGGAAAGGGAGAGGGAGAGGGAAAGAGAGCGGGAGAGGGAUAGGGAUGCGAGAGAGAGGGAGCGCGAUCGUGAGCGGGACCGUGAGCCGAAGCGCAUCAAGACCGAGCGGAUGAAGAGCGAUCGGGCUGACCCGUAUAGCCCCUCCCUCGGUCCUCCUCCUAGCAAGCUUCCUCUGCAAUCUAGCUCUGUCGCGCCGUUUGCGGGUCCUGGUCUCCCGCCGCCCCCGUCGGCGCAUGGGCCUUAUCCACCUGUCCCGGGCAACCCCGCGCCUGCGCCGCCGCCGGAGCCCGCGUCGCCCGAGUUCGCACCCAACGGCGGCCCUCAGUUUCCGGACGAACUCGACCCGCACAACGUACCCGCGGACAUGAAGAAGGAAGGGAGCGACUGGUUCGCGGUGUUCAACCCGAAAGUGAAGCGCGUGCUGGAUGUCUCGUUGACGCAUACGCUUAUGCACGAGAGCGUCGUGUGUUGCGUGCGGUUCUCGGCGGACGGCAAGUAUCUCGCCACCGGGUGUAACCGAACGGCGCAGAUUUAUGAUACGAAGACCGGCGCUAAGACGUGCGUGCUCGCGGACGAUACGGCGGGCAAGGCGGGUGAUCUGUACAUUCGCAGUGUCUGCUUUAGUCCCGAUGGCAAGUUCCUCGCUACUGGUGCGGAGGAUAAGCAGAUUCGGAUCUGGGACAUUGCCAAGAAGCGCAUCCGCAACGUGUUUGAUGGGCACCAGCAAGAGAUCUAUUCGCUCGAUUUUAGCAUCGACGGCCGGCUCAUCGUCUCUGGUUCGGGCGACAAGACCGCGCGCAUCUGGGACAUGGUCGACGGCUCCUCGAAAGUUCUCACGAUCAAUGAUCCUGACAGCGUGAACAACGACGCGGGCGUCACGUCCGUGGCCAUCUCGCCCAACGGGCAGCUCGUCGCCGCGGGCUCGCUCGACACCGUCGUGCGCAUCUGGGACGUCGGCACCGGCGCGCUCGUCGAGCGCCUGCGCGGGCACAAGGACAGCGUGUACAGUGUUGCGUUUACGCCGGACGGCAAGGGGCUUGUGUCGGGAUCGCUGGAUAAGACGCUCAAGUACUGGGAUGUGAGUGCGCUGACGUCGGGCGCGAAGCGGAAGGAGAUUGCGGCGGCGGCGGCGGCGGGGCCGUCGGGGGUGGGGCCGUCGGGCCCGGGGAGUGCGGGUGCGACGGGGCCGGGGGCGGUGGUAAGGAAGGAGGAGAAGGCGAGCCCGUGCACGAUGAAUUUUGUGGGGCAUAAGGAUUAUGUGCUGAGUGUUGCGGUGUCGCAUGAUGGGCAGUGGGUUGUGUCGGGUUCGAAGGACCGGGGGGUGCAGUUUUGGGAUUCGCAUUCGGCGACGGUGCAGUGUAUGUUGCAGGGGCAUAAAAAUUCAGUUAUUUCGAUCGAUCUUAGUCCGUCUGGGAGUAUACUCGCGACGGGCAGUGGUGAUUGGCAGGCUAGGAUAUGGAGCUAUACCCAGCUUUGAGCUUUGCGAAUGCGAGUUCUCAUCUCAUCAAACAUGUAGAUGCGUGCGUCUGCCGCUCGAGAUCGGAUUCGGGGCGAUGGUGGAUGGCGCUAUAUCAUAUUACAUGUUGUGAACGUGGUUUCUCGGUGUGCGCUGCUUGCUUGCUUGCGCUGAAGAGUUGUUGCUACAAUCUGUGUCAAUGAUGCUGUGUAAAAUGUUCAUAAUCGAUUUUCU